AUGUCUUCGUCCAGUGCCAACGCCUCUGCAACGCCCGCCGACGCCAAGCCUCGAGGCUGUUUCCAGUGCACCAAAAGGCGAAUCAUAUGCGACCUGGGCCAUCCGACGUGCGGAAAGUGUAUCAAGAAGGGCAUAGAAUGCUCAGGCCUAGGUCGCUUCCGCUUCAACGACGGCGUUGCCCGCCGCGGGAAACUCAAAGGCUGCCAGCUACCCACUUUGGACGCCCCCGCAGAUGCCGAUGCCUCGGUGCGACGGACGGGUCAAGCGCCACUGCGCAUUCGCUGGCAAGGCGAACGUCGGGAGCGGCCCGGCAACGUCUCAAAGCGGAAAGGGGCAGCAGCCACGAGCUCAAAUGCAAAACAGUCGGCUACAGCUGUCACUGAAAUAAUCCGGUUUGAUGCACAAGGGAUCCCACUCCGCUUCAACACUUGGACAGACCCAGGCCCACAUGGCAACAGGCAGGUGGCAGGCCGUAGAAAUGGCUUUGUCACCUUCCACAAUCCUUCUGUUCAGCCGUGGCUUGCGCCGCUGAGCCCUCAAGUCCGCAUGCUGUUCUCGCAUUUUUCCUCAGCCGUGGCCCCCGUCAUGGUAGUCCUCGACCGCGUGUCCAACGGCUACCGUGACUUCAUCCUGCCCAUGGCGUGCGAGGACGAGGUCCUGCGACGGGCGGUCGAGGUCGUGGCGGCGCAGCACCUAUGCCACGAGAAGCGCCCCGACCUCCAAGCGGCCGCGGAGGCCGGUCGCGCCGCCGUCAUCUCGAGACUGCGCCGGGACGCGCUGCAGGCGCCCCCAGAACGCGUCUUUAACGUGUACACGUGGGCCACGCUCAUCGUGCUCCUGGUUGGGGAGACAGUGACAGGAAGCUCGGAAUACGGCUACUUGGUUCAGAUGCUCAUGUGCCUCUCCAGGAAUAGCAACGCUGGCCCGGGACAUAGUGCGCAGCUGGGUGACUUUCUCAAGCAGCAAACACACAUGUUCGAAUUCCUCGCCCAACCACUCCUCGGUGAGGCCGCAGCAACCAGUAUGAUUGCCGACCCCCUCCAAUAUCUGGACUGGCUCUCGUACGAGCUUCCUUCGGGAUCGGAGGUCGAGGUUGCCAUCUCCAACACACGAGAAGCUUUCCUCGAAGCCUCCAAGCUCUACUUCAAUAGGAUGCGAUCGGAAGAGGACGUUCAAGAGUCGCUUCGGAACCUUCGCCGCCUCUUGGCAAAGAUACCUCACGACGCACCCUGCGCUCAUGCUCUCGUCUGGGUGUGCUUCCUCGGCGCGGUGGAGAGCACCGACGAGGAGAGCAGAAUCGACUUCACGGACCGCAUGGCCCGCGUCUACUCCAAGACAGGCUUCCGCAACAUUCCCGCCGCCAUCCAGUCCCUAGAGCAGAUAUGGGCACGCAAAGAUUCCAGCGGUCGGGUGACAGGCUUGCCGGAAGCGUCGCCUGUGCUUGUUAUGUGA
Molecule: messenger RNA, 1452 nt
Organism: Diplodia corticola
Lineage: Eukaryota; Fungi; Ascomycota; Dothideomycetes; Botryosphaeriales; Botryosphaeriaceae
Product: c6 zinc finger domain protein
Exons: 4
Coding region: 1-1452 (483 amino acids)
Biological process (GO): positive regulation of transcription by RNA polymerase II
Cellular component (GO): nucleus
Molecular function (GO): DNA-binding transcription factor activity, RNA polymerase II-specific; transcription cis-regulatory region binding; zinc ion binding
Source: RefSeq, a predicted model, not a curated record